Marchantia polymorpha subsp. ruderalis is the source of this 435-nucleotide messenger RNA. Lineage: Eukaryota; Viridiplantae; Streptophyta; Marchantiopsida; Marchantiales; Marchantiaceae. The record is from the annotation of a GenBank genome assembly.
AUGGAAUUCCCAGUGAAAGUGAUGUGUUUCAUUUUCUUCACAGCAACAUGUUUACCUUCGGUCGUGGGAGCUCGCACCAUUCUUGAUUUUCCAACGCUGCCUCCUCUCCCAACUCUUCCUUCCAAUCUUCCACCUCUUCCCACUCUUCCCACUCUUCCCCCUCUUCCCCCUCGUCCUUCUUACAAUCCAAAGCUUCCCACCCUUCCCCCUCGUCCUUCGUACAUUCCAAAGCUUCCCACCCUUCCACCUCGUCCCUCUUUUCUUCCCAAAAUCCCAAAGCUUCCUCGUUUUGCCCAUCUUCCUCCCCCUCUUCCUAAAUCACCAUCUCCACCUCCAACUUCUUCUCUUCCUUCGAUUUCCCCUUCUGGAGCUCCUGCAGCUUCCCCAACUUCUACUCCUGCUCCUCCUUCUCCAUCACCAUCUCCAAAUCCUUGA